Daphnia carinata is the source of this 2750-nucleotide messenger RNA. It is a transcript of the gene l(2)gd1, whose product is annotated as coiled-coil and C2 domain-containing protein 1-like. Gene Ontology annotation, cellular component: nucleus. The transcript is spliced from 14 exons. Gene Ontology annotation, biological process: regulation of transcription by RNA polymerase II. NCBI's taxonomy places the organism in Eukaryota, Metazoa, Arthropoda, Branchiopoda, Diplostraca, Daphniidae. The record is from RefSeq and is a predicted model, not a curated record. Gene Ontology annotation, molecular function: RNA polymerase II cis-regulatory region sequence-specific DNA binding; DNA-binding transcription repressor activity, RNA polymerase II-specific. The coding region runs from base 64 to 2670 and encodes 868 amino acids.
UUAUUUAUAAUUUGUGGCCAGCUUAAGUAAUUGUGAAGUUGUAUUCGGAAAAAAAAAGUUGUAAUGUUCUCGUUGGGGAAAAAAUCUAAUCCUGCCUCCAAAUCGAAAUCGAAUGAACCUGUUGCAGGCUCGAAAGCAAAAAACUUUGCACAAUUUGGCUUUCUAGAUAUGGGGUUUCAAAAUGAUGGGAUGGUUGGUGAAGCAGAUAGUGAUGAUGAUCUUGAAGCUGAACUUGCUGCCUUAACAAAAGGCUCACAACCAAGUCGUGGGAAAAAAACCAGGAAAUUGAUUUCAGAGAAAGAAUUAGCAGCCUUGGUUUCUAGUAGUAUGGCUGAUAUACCAUCUGAUGCUGAAAUUUCAGACAUAGAUGAUGCAGAAGUUGAGGAUGAGCUCGGAGAACUUUGUGGCGAAGAAGAUGAUCCAGAAUGUCCAGAGAUACAAACUCAAGCUCCCACAAUGAAUGCAGAAGAAAUCAUCAAACUGCUAAAUGAAAGGAUAGAAAUGUAUAAAGUGGCUGAAAGUAAUGCCAGUAAAAUGGGUGAUACAACAAAAGCAAGAAGGUUUAAUAGAGGAGUCAAAUCUUUAAAUGAUAUGCUGAAGCAAACACUUUCAGGAAAAGUGAUUUCUAUGGAAGAUAUCCCUCCUCCUUUGGCAGAAUCUAAUAAAACUUUAUCGAAAGACGUUACGAUUGUAGAUAAUUUAGGCGUACCAGCUUCUUCAAAAAAAGGUGACAGUACCAUUCCUGUCCUUCCAAAACCUAUGGUGCCCGUGCGAGUUGCCCCUCUACCUCCAAGUACCGCACCACCUAUUCCACCUAGAGCAUCAGUGCUUCAUCCUGUAGCUGAAAUUGAUCAGCAGAAACCCAAAGAAUGCGUUUUGAUUCAACAUUCAGAAGACAUUGAAAAAGCUUUAGCGCUUAGACUGGAGUUAAAAAAUGCAGCUUUGCAAGCUAAACGCGCAGGAGAGCCAGCAGCAGCAUUGCAAUUUGUUCGUCUAGUCAAAGUAUGUGACCAGAUGGUUGAUUCUGCAAAUCAAGGCCUUCCUGUAGAUUGGUCUUGCUUGCCUUCAGUUGACAUAGUUGGGAGUAAAAACAGUAUUCCGCCGAACGUAGUUGAAAAAGUUUCUGAGAAAGAGGAAGCGGUAUCAAGCCCAGUGAUACAAAAUGAUAUUAUACCUCUUGCCACGGAUGAGGCAAAAGAACCCCAGAUGCUACCCACUGUGCCUACGAUACCUAUCCCUCAAUCGACGUUAGAAGCGCUAGAACAACGUUUAGCCAAAUAUCAGAGUGUCAUGCAACAAGCCCAAGAGGAAGGAAAUAGUUCGAAGGCACGACGAUUCGGAAGAAUUAUUAAGCAAUACCAGGAUGCCAUCAAGCUGCACAAACUGGGGAAACCAAUACCAUUUGACGAACUUCCCGACCCACCUGGAUAUCCUCCAAUUCCUGGAGCGCCGCGGAAAGCAGAAGAAACCGAAGGUGCGUUAGCGGUCCAAAUCCAAUCUGCCGAAGGCGCAGCUUCAGAAUACACUACCAUAACCCCAGAAAAGCCUUCUGUAUUGCAACUUCCGACUGCUGGUCCGAGCACAGUGAUAUCGCCGAAAGCUUCACAAACCAAAACUCCAUUGGCGACACGGCAAGAUAAACAAUUGGCUGUAUUAUUAGAACGGCAGAGUAUGUUCAAAACAGCUGCGCUAGAAGCAAAAAAAUCUGGAGACCUGGAAUUGGCGAAAGAAUACCUACGAAUGGCCAAAGGAUUGGAUCCACUUAUAAGCGCGAAUAAAUGUGGAGUACCUGUUGAUAUGGAAACGUUACCGAUUCCCCCGCAAAUGAAACUUCGGUCAUCCGAUAAAAAAGGCAUCCCAAUCAAAUCAGAGGGAUCGUUGGAGGCUUCAUUUAUGGAUGAUUUUGUAAUACUUUCAAGCGAAGACUGUAUGCCUUCAUCAACCGGCGAUCAAAACAGUUCCGGUAUUUUUGGGCAGUUGCAUAAUGAUCUAUUGGCGCAGUUAAAGAUGUGCACUGAUAAUCGCGAACAUAAUCAAUUAAUUGGUGACAUAGCGAAUGCCAAUUGGUUUGACCAAUUGGCACUCCACACCCGGAAAGAUUUAGAUUUCAUACACAGCUCAGCAAUGAGAGGUGACACCAUACCACGAUGGAAAAACGAAAUGAGAACUUUUUCGAUUGUCAAGUGCUGUACCGACUUGAAAGAUGAUGAUAUGGAAGUGACAAUUAUCCGAGGGCUUUCGUAUAAUGUAGCGAAUCCCAAAACUAUUGAUACUUACGCGCGAUUUGAAGUUCCUAUUCCAUCUUCGGACAAUCCGACAAAGGAGAAAACCAAAACUGUCAAGCAUACAAAUAGUCCGGAAUAUAAUGAAACUUUUGUGGUCACAAUAAAUCGACAAUCACGGACUUUGCUCCGCGUUUUCAAAGCAAAGCUCAUCAAGUUUGAAGUUUGGGCUAAAAGUAGGUUCUUGCGCAGUGACGUUCUGAUAGGAACAGCAUCAGUGAAACUAGCGGAUCUACUAAAUCACUGUCAGAUCCAUCAGGCCGUGGACUUAAUGGACGGAAGGAAACCUGUUGGAGGUAAACUGGAGGUAAAAAUAAGACUUCGAAAUCCUAUCGUUGGGAAAGAAAUGGAACAGGUACAAGAAAAAUGGACUGUCCUUGUGCAUUGAAACAGUUAUAUUAAGUUAACUUGUACCAUUGCGAAUUUUUAAGUGUUUAUAACUGAGUCAAUAUACAUCGUGAAUAUCUA